UGGUUGGUUUCAAGUUUCAUAGCAAGACAAGUCUCAAACUCAAUACAGGCACUUCUUUUUUCUCUGUCCUAACACCUUCACAAAUUUCUAUUCUUUUAAUCACAAAAUUAAGGUCAUUUUGUAGCCAUCUCAUCAUUUGUUUUUUGACGUUCAAAAAUGGAUAUGGUGAUGAAGUUGGGAGCAGAAAGUCCAGUAGUAAUUUUCAGCAAAAGCACUUGCUGCAUUUCUCACAGCAUCGAAACCCUAAUUCGAGGUUUUGGAGCAAACCCUACAGUUUAUGAGCUUGAUAAAGUUUCAAAUGGGAAGCAAAUGGAGAAGGCAUUAGUUGAAUUACUAGGGUGUACAUCAAGUGUUCCAGCAGUGUUCAUUGGGGAAGAGUUUGUUGGUGGUUCUAAUGAGAUUAUGAGUCUUAAUGUUAGAGGCAGGCUCAAACAAUUACUUCUAAAGGCUAAUGCUAUUUGGAUAUAGACAUCAAUUUAUUAGCUAUCAAGCAGUGGCAGAACCAUAAUUUUCACUGAGGGAAAUUCAAACUUAUACUAUAUUUAUACAUAGACGUGCAAUUCAACAUAUAUUACAUAUACAAUUAAAAAAUAAAAAUUCGCCUAUCUAAGCAGCAUAAUUUUUCAACGAAGGAGUGUCAAUUAUUGGACUCCUUGAACAAAGGUGGCUACUACUAGUAAGGAGUUUCAUAAUAUAUAGUCGCAUGCAGCAGCUAGUUAGUCUUAUAUCUUUGGUGAUUAUUGUUUGUAUGAUCACCCAGAUAUUUUUGGAUGUACUAAUUAUUAAUAAAGACAUGGUUUUACCACAACUUAAAUACUAAUAUAGCUCUUGUACAAUAAUUUAUCAGUUUCCAGUUAAUGUAAUGUAACACAUUUUCUAGAUCCUGAUCAUAUGAGUGUUCUGGUUUUCUUCUAUGUUGGGGGUUCAAGUGUUCAACACGUUGAACUUUUAUUGUUCCUA
Messenger RNA from Lycium barbarum (goji berry), 960 nucleotides. Its product is annotated as monothiol glutaredoxin-S6-like. Lineage: Eukaryota; Viridiplantae; Streptophyta; Magnoliopsida; Solanales; Solanaceae. The record is from RefSeq and is a predicted model, not a curated record. The transcript has a single exon. Bases 157 to 468 code for a protein of 103 amino acids.